This is a messenger RNA of Thalassophryne amazonica, 1395 nucleotides long. RefSeq names its product serine/threonine-protein kinase Nek2-like. The record is from RefSeq and is a predicted model, not a curated record. Bases 1 to 1395 code for a protein of 464 amino acids. Lineage: Eukaryota; Metazoa; Chordata; Actinopteri; Batrachoidiformes; Batrachoididae. The transcript is spliced from 8 exons. Gene Ontology annotation, molecular function: ATP binding; protein kinase activity. Gene Ontology annotation, biological process: protein phosphorylation.
AUGUCUUUUCUUGAGGAUUAUGAGGUGUUGUGUUCUAUUGGUUCUGGCUCAUUUGGAACAUGCCAGAAAAUCAAAAGAAAGUCUGAUGGCAAAAUUCUGGUGUGGAAGGUGGUGAGGUACAAGUCCAUGAAGCCACAUCAACUAAGGUGUCUGCUGUCAGAGGUUAAGAUCCUGAAGGACCUCAACCACCCAAAUAUCGUCCAGUAUGUUGAUCACUUUUUAGACUGUGAGAGGAAAAAGCUCUACAUUGUGAUGGAGCACUGUGAGGGUGGAGAUCUGGACACCCUCAUUCAGCACUACAAAAGUAGAGGGAAGUUUCUGUCUGAGAACUUCGUACUUCACAUUCUGUUGCAGUUGUGUUCUGCACUGAAGCACUGUCACAAACGGCCGGACAAAAGUGUUGUGUUGCACCAUGAUUUGAAACCAGCAAAUGUUUUCCUGGACAAGAACUUGAAUGUGAAGCUGGGCGACUUUGGUGUGGCCUACGUCCUCCCCAGCAAGGACCAUGUCUGCAGCGGUCAAGCUGGGACUCUUCUUUACAUGAGUCCGGAAAAGGUGACUAAAAUGCUGUCCGAUGAGCGAUCAGACAUCUGGGCUUUGGGGUGUCUGAUAUACGAGCUGUGUGCCUUCGUGCCUCCAUUUACUGGUGGACAAGGGAAGAAGCUGGAAGACUGCAUCAGUAGUGGAGCAUUUAGGAGAAUCCCCGUCCACUAUUCCGACUUCCUGUACUCCAUCAUUAGGGACAUGCUGCAAGUCACGGUCAGCAGGAGGCCGUCGGCAGCAGACAUCAUUAAGCGGCUGACUGACAAAUGUAUUGAAGACUCGAGGUCACGCCAUCCUGAUCGUCAUCUUCCACAGCCUGUGUCUGUGAAACACAUCAGUCCCAAGAAAAAACAAGCACAGGCUCCACAGAAGAAGGCGGGCACAGCUGUGAAUGUGAGUGUUACCACCAACAACCAGAGAGUUCAUGUUGAGAGUGAGGAAGACAAGGAGGAUGACACCUCUGACCUAGAAGUGGUCAGUGUAGAGAAGGAACUUGCAUACUUUCCUCCAGAAAGAACAUCCUGCAUUGCCCAUAGUCUACAACUAGUGCUGAGACCAGAAGAUCUGCUCAUGAAGUCGGCUGUCAUUCAUCAUAGCGGGGUGAACCAUGACGUGAUGACACACUCGAUGCUCUGGUGCUUGGCUUCAACCAGGACUCUGACUGAUGUGGAGGAUACUCCUCAGGCAGAGUUGGUGGAAUUGCUCCAGGGUCUCCAGGUGGCGGCAGUAGGUAGUCCAGGCCUCCGAUCCUUACAGCAGGAUUGGCAUGACAACAGCUUCACUAAUGAGGAUUUUCGUCUUGUGUCGAGGGUAGACCCAGGACAAGGUCUGCCCUGUCUAGCCUGUCUUUAG